Anopheles cruzii is the source of this 1795-nucleotide messenger RNA. RefSeq lists its product as uncharacterized. Lineage: Eukaryota; Metazoa; Arthropoda; Insecta; Diptera; Culicidae. The coding region runs from base 80 to 1795 and encodes 571 amino acids. The transcript is spliced from 3 exons. The record is from RefSeq and is a predicted model, not a curated record.
CAAACUUUUGCAUGGCCCAAAUUUGUCCUGGUUGGUGGCCGGAUUAAAACUUGUCCCAAUCGUCAUUUGUGAUAAAAUAAUGUUCGACGACGGUGGACAGGGUAGGACGACCGGUAGCCGUGAGUCGGGAGAUGAUGAGGAUUUUUUCCGGCCGUCCAGCAAAGGGCAAAGUGGCAAAUCGGGUUUAGCGGCAAUUUUUGGCCUCUCAUCCAAACCGACUGCCAGUAAGGGUGCCGGGACCGGCUCGGUUGCACCGAAACCGAUCAAAGUGUCCGACCGCUAUGGUCCAUCAAACUUUCGCUACAUUCCUUCACCGGCGACUGGCGGCCUGGCAGACGAAUCCCCCGGUGAAGCUAGCAAACCCCCGGAAUGGGCCAUUGAGCGGGCGACGGUCGUGGUCGCGUAUAAACUCGCGGCUGGCGAUAAUAUGUUCCUCGGCAAGGUUGGGCUGGCCCUGCUAAAGUCCUCGGCGGGCCACCGGUUGCUGCUGUAUCGCACGAAAACGGACGUCCUCGGUGCGGUAACGUUGAACCGCGACACGAAGCUGUUCCUCAAGCAGGACUACCUCCAGUUCCGUGCCGAUGAGUCGAGUGACUUUUGGAGCGUACUUUUCGAAAACGAACCCGACCGCCAAGCGAUGCUGGCGGUCAUCGAUGAGUGGUGUACGGUUGAGCGAGAACCGGUGAUCGAGGAACCGCUUUCCGAGGCAGAAAAGGAACCGGAAGCGAUGGCCACCAGUAGAGGCAACCUGGUGGCCCGGAUGGCACGCAUGGGGCAAGCGAUCCCUCUACCGCCCGGUAGGGGACCGGCGCCCCCACCCGGGCCACCCGAUGAGGGAUCAGAUUCGUCCGAUACGUCCGAUUCGAAGAUUGAAACUAUUCCAACGCGAGUGCCCCCUGCUCGGCGCACGACGAACAUGGUGCCAACGAUCGGAAUGCAAAUGGUCCCCCUGACCGGGCUGGUGAGCGGCACCAACUGUGGACCGAGCAAUCCGGCUACGGCCGAUAUGAACUUUAACCUAGUAAUGAGCGAGAAUCGUAUGCAAAACACGGAGAUGCGCAUGAACCUCACGAAGCUCGAAUCGAAGCUGGACCGAGUGCUCGAUCGGAUCGAUCUGCUGAGCGUGCAGGGCACCGAUCGGCGACCUUCGAGUGCCGCCGAUCGAGACGAGGAGUUGCUAGCGUUGGAAGAGAAACUGCUCGAGCUGAAACGAGAAAAUCACACCCUGAAAGGCAAACUACGGGCCGCGGAAGCCACCGAAUCGGAUGCCAAACGUAGAUCGGAUGCGAAACUCAUCGAGAAGCUACAAUCACUGGAAGAGUGCGACCACCGGCAGCGAGACACCAUCCACCGGAUGGAGCGUGAGAAUGAAACGAUUCGGGCCGAGAGUGCCAGGCUGAAAGAGGUACGGUUGGCACUGGAAAAAGAACUGGCCGAAGCGAAAGAAAACGGCACCGAAAAGACCAAAGAGCUGCAACGAACCCUGGCAGAGUUGCGCGCAGCAAACGAACGAGCGGAACAGCUACAGCAUCACCUCAAGGACGAACGGAACCGCUCGCUCGAAGCGGGAACUCGCAUCGAACAGCUACAAGAUGAUCUGCACACCGCUAAGGAGGCGUCCGAGAGACACCAGAAGACACUCCAACCGGCUGCGGCCGGUGCUUUAGUUAAGGACAUUAUGAACAACUGCUACCAGCAGCUCUGUGAUCAGAUCACCGACCCGCAGGUGUUGCGGUUGAUCGCCACCACGAUCAAACGCGAAACGAAGGCCGCCCUGGAGCGUGAGAAGAAGUAG